Molecule: messenger RNA, 1905 nt
Organism: Penicillium daleae
Lineage: Eukaryota; Fungi; Ascomycota; Eurotiomycetes; Eurotiales; Aspergillaceae
Product: fumarylacetoacetate hydrolase family protein
Exons: 3
Coding region: 1-1905 (634 amino acids)
Molecular function (GO): catalytic activity
Source: RefSeq, a predicted model, not a curated record
AUGUUGGUGGCCUGGGAUCGAUUGAUUCGCUUCGUCGCAACAGAAGGCCGAGUCCUCCGCGGCGAGCCUAUCCUGCCCUACGAGGGGUUUGAUGUAGGCUACACAGAAGACUCCACGGGCCUCAAGGCAAAGGUGACGGAGGAGGUUGCCACAGUCAAACGGCUGCUGGGACCGCUUGUAGCAUCAGACAUUGAUAUUAUUCGGUGUGUUGGACUAAAUUACGCAAAGCACAUCCAAGAGACAGGCAGACCGACGCCGGAAUACCCAUUCAUUUUCAUCAAAGCGAGCACUGCCCUGCAUGAUCACAACGUCGAUGUGACGAUCCCCAAGAUCGCACAGGAGGCUCUAUCAGACUACGAGGGAGAGCUCGUGCUGGUAAUCGGGAAAGAAGGCAAAGAUAUUCCGCUUGACGAAGCGCUCGGCUAUGUCGCAGCAUAUACCUGCGCCAACGAUGUUUCUGAGCGGAAACUCCGAGGAGCCGUACCACAGUGGGCUUUUUCCAAGGGAUUCGACACAUUUGCUCCCAUGGGCCCGUGCCUGGUUCGCGGAGAUUUAUUUGGGAAUCCGGCGCACUUGGCCCUGAAGACGGUGAUUGAUGGCGAGGUGCGGCAGGAUGCUGGGGUCGCGGACCUUGUGUUUGACUGUACCUCUACCGUACCUGUCGGCAGUCAGGUGUUUACGAAUCAGACUGCGUUGACCUAUACCUUGACAGCCGUCUGGCAGCCAUCAGAAGGAACGAAUAGUACUAUUUUCCCUUCAAUGUCCUAUUUCAACAACGUCCUCGAAAACUGCGCGGUAACAGCAAUCGAAAUAAAUCUUGAGGCUCUCGAUAGGACGGCGUCCCAGUUCGGAUUCUCUGAAUGGGGCGCUGUAGUCCACACUUAUGUAUCAUGUGCCUUCUAUACUCCAAGUGGACUCAUACAAUUCAACUUGACCCAAGCAUAUGACUAUAUACCAGCGGCUAUGUCCUGGUCACACCUGUACACGUUCCUCGGUAGCAACUUUUUGGACAGAGACAAAAGCACUCGGGCGAGCCUGUGGUGGGGGGAGUCUGCAAUUUCAAAUUAUUACGUCUAUCUCACGCGAACGAUGCAAGAUAUUCGUGCUAACGCCACAUCUAACGGCGAGCCUGCAAAUCGGAAAGGAACCAUCUACAUCACCCCAGGCAAUAGCACCGCCAGGGACAUCAAGAGCCUUCAGUUCUUCAACAUCGACUAUCGCUUCAUAGUCGACCUUGGCUAUGGAAAUUUUGAAGUUCUAUCUCCGGGAGGAAAACCUACUGUUUCCAUGCUAGAUCAAGGCGGAGUGUAUCCAGACGUAUGGAUCAUAGCCGAUAGCCUAGCCAAAUCCGCAUACUCGACUGUAUUGACGGACUUGGGACAAAUCACGGCCGAACCGAAUCUCCUCACCAACGCCGAUGACCUGGAAUAUUUCUCCAGAAACUUCUCAACAAUCCAGCGGCAUAAGGCUAAUGCGGACCCUGGCCCAGAGGUCGACAUGUAUUACGGCUCUGCGAAUAAUGGGGCGGGCCCUUUGGGAACAACUCCGAGCGUUAUUAGCAUGGGAUAUAUCUGCCAGGUGCCUCAACUUAAAUCGACUGGUAACCUUUUACUGUCCAUCCUGGUGGCGGAUCUAGUGUUCCUACAAGCAGCUUGGCGGCUAUUCAAGCUUGGUACGGACACAUAUCUGUUCAGGUCCAGACCGGAAUCGAAUCAAUGUAAAGCUGGCGGAGCUUACGUUGACCCUGAUAAAGUAGACAGUGUCGCGUCUAGUGGUUUCAACCUAGAGUCAACAUUCUCUGAAGCACUGGUCAACACGAACCAACCAAAUAAAGAAAACGGUACCACUGGCCCGAAAAGAAUACUGCAAAAAGGCUAUACGGCUCUGGCUACCAAGCCAAUCUGA